Pimephales promelas (fathead minnow) is the source of this 1898-nucleotide messenger RNA. NCBI's taxonomy places the organism in Eukaryota, Metazoa, Chordata, Actinopteri, Cypriniformes, Leuciscidae. The record is from RefSeq and is a predicted model, not a curated record.
UACCGGUAGACGAUUUGAAUAAGGACACUGGUAUGAACACUUUACUAGUGAAACUCGAUGAUUUGUUUCUCAAAGAAGAAAAGGACCAAGUUUAUGAGGCGUACUCGAGCUUUGACCGGAUUAUGAAAGAUAGCAGUGUUUCCAUGACAGACUAUAUAAUUGAUUUUGAACAACGGUACUCGCGGAUGCGUAAAUAUAAUAUGGAGCUUCCCGACGCAGUAUUAGCAUUUAAACUGCUGGACACUGCGUGCUUAGAAGUGAAAGACCGACAGUUAGCUCUGACAGCAUGUACAGAUUUGAAUUUUGCGUCAAUGAAGUCAGCACUGAAGAGGAUUUUCGGAGGAAAGUCCGCUUCUACUGUGGGGAUUAAUCAGGAAACAGCAUAUGUAACGGAACAAAGGCGACAAAGGAGCAAGCCAUGGUCACAAAAUGUUCAGCAAAAAACACCACUGCCUGGCAGCAACCCUCUGGACAGAUAUGGACGCAGAUCAAAGUGCGCUGUUUGUCAAAGCACAUUCCACUGGGCCAAAGACUGUCCACACAGAGGUGAGCAAGUCAAACUUACUGAAGAUUGUAAAACAGAUGAUAUAGAGGAGUGCAACAUUACUCUGUAUACUAAAGAGUGUCCCACUGAAGCAGAAAUAUUUAUGACAGAGUGUUUCGGCUCAGCAAUAAUAGACACUGCAUGCACACGGACUGUGUGUGGACAGGAAUGGAUAAACAGUUACAUCGCUGAACUAAGCCAAAACGAGAUAAAAGACCUGAGAAAGACAGAAACACCCAGUCACAGACCCUUUAAGUUUGGUGAUGGAAAAGUGGUCUAUUCCAACAGAAAGUUGAAAAUUCCUGCAAAGAUUGGACAAACUAAGUGUCAUAUUGAAACUGAAGUUGUGCCAGCGAAGAUUCCACUACUCUUGAGCAAGGCAUCCAUGAAAAGAGCAGGGACAGUGCUGGAUAUGGAGAAUGACAGUGCGGUGAUGUUUAGUCAACCUGUAAAACUUGACUUUACAAGCUCUGGUCAUUACUGUGUAAACAUCAUGGACAAUGAAAAGAAAACCAUUCAAGGUGACGAAUGUGUCUUGGUGGCUGUUGAAGAUGUCACUCUAACAGAACAAAAGAAUGAGGAUGUACAAAGUCAGUGUGAAGAGGAAAUACUGACAAUCUCAGAAAAAAUUAGUUCAGCAGAAAAACACAAAAUCCUGAUGAAGCUUCACAGACAGUUUGGUCAUGCUUCUGCUGACAGACUGCAGAGACUUCUUACUAGCUCUGGGAAUAAAGAUGCAGAAUGUAGUGUCAUUCUGGAAAAAAUUGUCAGUGAAUGUGAAACAUGUCAAAGAUACAGUAAGACCAAACCAAAGCCUGCUGUUGGCCUACCACUGGCAUCUCAGUACAAUGAAACUGUUUCAGUAGAUCUGCAUGAACUUCAACCAGGUGUGUGGUAUCUCCACAUUAUUGACCAGUUCACAAGGUUUAGUGCCGGCAGCAUACUAACCACAAAGAAAUCUUCUGAAAUAGUGAAACACUUUGUCCAUGUCUGGAUAAGUGUACAUGGUCCACCUCAGAAACUGUUUAGUGACAAUGGGGGAGAAUUUAACAAUGAUGAGGUUAGAGACAUGGCAGAAAACUUCAACAUAGAAAUAAAGACAACAGCAGCAUACAGCCCGUGGAGUAAUGGACUUACAGAGCGACACAACCAAACACUUACUGAGAUCAUGAUGAAAGUGAAGACAAGUAAUGGCUGUGACUGGGACCCUGCAUUGGACUGGGCUCUUAUGGCAAAGAACACUAUGCAAAAUGUCCAUGGCUACAGUCCUCAUCAGUUGGUGUUUGGACAGAAUCCCAACUUCUUAUGGGGAGGCACGGAGGAUUGAUUCUAAAGUGUAUUCUUUUGAGUAACA